This is a messenger RNA of Paramuricea clavata, 543 nucleotides long. The record is from the annotation of a GenBank genome assembly. NCBI's taxonomy places the organism in Eukaryota, Metazoa, Cnidaria, Anthozoa, Malacalcyonacea, Plexauridae.
AUGGCCACUGGGUUUACCCCACCAACAACGAACUGGAAUGCUUCAGACAUUCCAGACGAGUUUAAUUCUUUUAAGCAGUAUUGCAACCUUGUAUUUGAUGGGCCAUUUCUAAAGAAAACAGAAAAGGAAAAUGCAUCUUACAUAUUACUAUGGAUUGGGCGACAGGGAGUCGAUAUUUACAAUAGCUUUGUAUGGGAGAACGAACAGGACAAAGUGAAUCCCAAAGCCAUAUGGGAAAAAUAUGAGAAACACCUCGCGCCAAGGACUAACUAUACGCUAGCACGAUUUCAAUUACAACAAUUGAGACAAGAACCAAACGAAAACAUUGAUGAUUUUAUGACUAGAUGCAGAAACCAGGCAGCAAAAUGUAAAUUUCAAGAUCAACAGAAAACGAACGAAAGAUUAACCGAACAAUUCGUAAUUGGAACAAGACAUAAAAAAGCACAAGAAAAAAUACUCGAAAAAGAUGAAAAUCUGAGCUUAGACGAAGCAAUACAUUAUGCCAGAACAUAUGAAGCUACCAUACCCAUGUUGCUCAAUUAA